Porites evermanni is the source of this 12624-nucleotide messenger RNA. Lineage: Eukaryota; Metazoa; Cnidaria; Anthozoa; Scleractinia; Poritidae. The record is from the annotation of a GenBank genome assembly.
ACCCGAAAAUGAAAACUUACUACACGCACAAGAUGACUUGCUUCAAGCGGUUGUAUUAGCAUGCAAUGGAAACUCUAGGAAAUCUCUCACGAGAUGCAGAAAGGUAUUAAAGGUCGCUUGCUUGUAAUUUUGACCUAGAAGACGUGAGAAAUGCGUGGCUAGCUGAAGCCGUUUUCGUCAUGUCUCAAAAAGUGAAUUGAACAUACAGUACACCACGUUUUUCUUCUUCUCCGGUGGUUUCCUUUUGUGGCUAUCACAACGACCCUUGUCUCCAAAAAAACACUCUUAUGAACUAGAUUGCCCCAAACGAAUAUUUUUAUAUACACUUGAGCUCAUGUCUGUUCCUUGUUGAUCUUUAAACCCUGCUAAUAAUGUAGAUGCGAUGACAAUAUGUAUUGUACUUGACAAGAAUUAUAUGCCGCUAAGAUCUGAAUUUAAGUUACAUUAAGUCAAAUUAUUGUAAAUCAAAACUUUUCUUGUGAAAGUGAAAGAAGUAGCUUCAUAUGUGUACCUUGCAUAUUUUAGACUUAAUUUGCUCACCUAAUAGAUAGAAAAUCCGUGCAUUGCAGUUAGAUAAUUAAACAUUUCCCCUUGAAUUCAGUUUCAGUGCAUUUCCACGUUAUUUCCGCUUACGGAAAUGCACUUAAUUCUAGCUACGUUUUAGUUUUUAAUUUAGCUACUUUCUCUCAUUAGAAGAUAUACUCUAAAAGCCAAGUUCUCCAUUUUUUCUAGAAUCUGUCGCAUGCAAAUGAGGAAAUACCACUUAAUUCUUAUCGACAUCAUAGUUUUCCACUUUGUACCCUCUUUAUGCAGUUUAAUUAAGGGGGAAACAUGUGUGAAAAAUAAUCCCUUACUAGAGUCAGUAAGGCCUGUAUACACAAGUGGGCAAGUUGCGGACAAAAUUAAUUUUAAGCAAAAUGUUGUGACAAUAGAAUUGUGUCCUUGUCAGAGAAUUUUGUUUCUUUUUUAAGAGUGAUAGUGUCAGUGAAGGGGACCUGUGAUUGCCCCAGUAACCUGUCUUCACUCUGUGUACUUAAUUGCAACAUGAACUUUGUUGUUUCAGGUGUUAAAUUAAGCCUUGAAAACUUGUCAUGGCAGUGAAUACAAACCAGUGUAUAACAGCCCUGUAUAUAGCGGUCAUCCUGUAUAUUACGGUCAAAGCAACUUCCCAAAAUUUUCAGUUGCCUUAUAUUUUCUGCAAAGUUUACCUGUAUAUAGCGGUCACCCUGUAUAUAACAGUCACCUUGUCACAGGGUGCAAAGAAAAUCAUUUUUAGAGCUUGCCAUUCAGGCAAGCUGAAGCUAGCACUUACUAGCCCAGACGUCAUUUCAAAUAGCCCCAAAAACUUUUUGUUCUUCUGUUAUUCAAAUUCCUCAUAAAACAUCACUUGCCCAUCGGGCAAGUUGAAAACAGAAUUCACUAGCCAGAUAGCAAAAUCCACUAGCCCCGGGCUAUCGGACAGUACUUUCUUUGCACGCUGUUGUCAUUUCUUAAGGGUGGUUGUUGUACACGGGUUUGACUGUAAUUUACUCUCUCUUUGUGAAACGAGUGCAAAAACGUCAUGCAGGGCUGUCACUAAGGUGCUAGAUGCCUGGGAAUUUCCCCUGGCUAUUCUGAGCAUAACUCACGGAUGCUCUCAUGGGACACAAAAGGAGACUGAACCAACAGAACUUUCUUGCUGUUCAACUACCACCUUCUAAUUGCAUAUGAAAUGUACCCUUCAACUUAAAAUGGUAGUGACAGCCCUGCAGAUGUAUAAAAGAACUGAUUACCACAGAAAAGCUCAGAGGGUUUAUUUUUUAACAGUGUGAUGCUGCUUCUUUGUAGUGAAAGAGCAGCAAAGUUUUACGAACAAGCUCUCCUGUUGGUUGAUUGUUGUAGGAUCCCAGAGGCCAUUAGAUUGUUGGAACAGGUUUGUGAAAUUCCUGUAGUUCUUAUGAAAAAUUAAUAUAAAAUAUUGAGGGUAAGGUACAUUGUACCAAAAACGAAAUAAGCUUGCCUGUGGUAAUUCAGGCUGAUUUGCGUUCUCUUACAUACACUGUAUCAUUUACUCAAAAUAAUUUUUUAUUGGACUUCAUGUUCUUGAAUCCAUAUGCUGUAGUCAUUUCCAUCAAUUUUUUCUUUAGGGGCUACAUGCACCCAUGUUUGGGUUAAAGGGCUUAUCAUGAUCUGUGAGCUGUUAUUUACAGCUAAAUUCCCAAAGGGGAAGGAUUUUAGCCAUCAGCAUCCUCACUCUCCCCUCUCUUUUGCUAACAAAUUUCAGGAAUGUGAGUUUGCUUCUGUGUCCAUGGGCUUUAUCUGAUCGUCUAACCAUAAUUUAUUUUUCAGGCCAUUAGAAUCAGUCCUGAUUCUGAAAUCUACAAAGAAUCCCUGGCUAUUCUUCAAAUGAGCUAUUUUCCCUCAGAACAACAGGAUGUUAGUUAUGCCAGUGUCACUAGACCAAAGCUGGCCGAGGAUGAUGGACAAGAUUAUAUCUCCUCAUAUGAGUGGAAGACAGAGACACGAAAGACCAAAGAUAAUCCAAAUAAGACUUCUUGGUCCUCAACUUUGUCCUCGAGUUGCCAUGAUGUUGGUCAUGAACAAUCUAGCAUUGAGAAUCCUUGGGCAUCUUUUGUGAAAAGAAAUUCAAGGAGGAAAAAAUCUCCCAGAAGUCCAAUUGAUGGUAUUAGUGAAAUUGAAAUUCCUCCUGUAAAUGACGACUUUUACUCAGGUAGUCCAAGUUACCAAGAAAAAGAAAACACUCCUAUAUCAACUAACAACUCACAGAAAGGCAGGCAUACGGAUGAGAGGUCUGUGGGACAUACACAGGAGCACUGUAUUGACGGAUCAGCUGAUUUUGUGUUCAAUAAAGGCAACUGUGCUGAAAAUGAAUGUACAAACGGUAAUGGAAAUCUUGAUGCAAAAUUUAUGAAAGAGUUUUGUAUAGCACGUGAAUCAGCCACUGAUGAUUGGGACAAAUACUAUGAGGUUUUGUGUGGUGGAAUAGAAGAAAAGGAAACUUGUAGUAACACAGAUACUUUAUGCCAGAACACCACCAACAAAGUUCAGGAAAGUUCUGAUUGUUUGGAUGAAAUUGAUGAAACGGACAAGGACAAAUGUAGGAAUUACAAAGGAAAGGACCACUUGACUGAGAGGCUUGAUUGUAGUUCUGGUAGCAAUGUUUGCUCAAAAUGUGGACUCUCAAGAGAAAGUGGAAGUCCCUCGUCAAGCAGGACAAAAAACAGAAUUCAUUUUGUUAAUGGGGUUUGUGUUUCUAGCCCAAGUGGACAAACUUGUACUUGUAACAAACAAUGCAAAGGUAGUUCACAAAGACAGUCUGCCAAGGAUCCACUUUCGUCUUCACAGCAGGAGUUUUAUCACAAUCUUCGACAAUACUUCGGAAGCAGUAAAGUCAAAACCGGAAAGGCAGCAAAGGAAGUUGAAAAUGAUGCGAGGAGUUCUGAGUUAAAUCAGAAAUCUUCUUCAGCUUAUAGUUUUGAUACAAAUGUGUCAACAACCUCUGUAAAGAAUGAUGAACCUUUCAAUGCUAAACCAAAACCUAAUGUUUGUGAAACUGCACAACAUAGUGUUAAAGGUGAAUUGAAAAGCGAGCGAAGGAAUUCAAGGGAACAUGUCAAUAACUGCAAAGUUACUGCCGCUGACACUGGCUCUGAGUCCAGAAAGGCGAAAACGUCGCUUGAUUCCAAUCAGAUGAAAGCAGACAAGAAAUCAUCUGCUAAAGAGAAAUUCCAACCUGUAGACAAACAAAAACAAAGAAGUCACAACAAAGUCCCAAGUAAAACCAAAGGAUCAACAAAGGCUGAGCACUCAAAGGACAAGGUGGAUGGUGAAUCAAAUGGUGAUGACACACAAAGACAGCAUUCCAGAGCAAAAGAAGGUGUCAAUUCAAAGGUUAACCACAAAAAAAGAGUUGCUGAAGACACCUCCAGACCUGCGCCAGAACCAGAAACCAUGAAGAAACCAAAUCGGAAACAGAAAGAAAGAAAAACCUCUAAAGCAGUGGCUUAUUGCACUGGGCUUGUUGAAGCUGUUUAUCAAAGAGGUAUUUGUAGCAUGCAGAUUGUACAAUGUAUACUGCAUUUUAGGUAUGCUUGUCUUCCAAAGUACUGUAGCUCUCUCAAUAAAAAGCUAAGUGGGAACCCUGUGUGUGUCACUUGGUUGGGUUAACUGUGUAUGUCUUCAGUCACUCUUUAAUGAACUAUUUCAAUGUAUUUGGUGAGGUUCGUGGAGGCUUAUGAAAGGCAAUUUUCUUCAUGUAGGUUUAAAGUUGGCAUCAAAGUGUCUCCAUGUUUCAAAGUGGAUUGCUUAUUACGUCCUCUUUCUGGUUUGCUUGAUCAUCACCUUUAUUCUAUUCUGGUAAGCAAAUCUAUCAACCUAUAGUCAAACCUUCCAUAAGUGACCACCCAAAAAGCAAAGACUAGGUGGUCGCUUACAGGAAGUGGUCAUGAACAAGAAUUGAACCACUGGGGGCCUCUUCCAAGAAGAGGUCUAGGCACAUCUACAUGUACUUUGUGGAAGAUAAUUUAUUGCAUCCAAUAUCCAAGUUACGACAUCUGUAGUUCCAUGUUGUCACUAAAUUUUUUCAUAUAUUCUAAGUAGCAUGGUGCACACAGCUACAUGUAAAAUAGAGAUCAGCAAAUGCAUCAAGCGGUCACUUACUAUAGGUAAAAAACAAUGGAAAAUGAAUAACCACCAAGCCCAAAAAGUGGUCACAGUCUCUUACAGGAGGUGUUCGUUUACUAGAGGUUCCAACUGUAAGACUUUGACUCAGAAAAUUUUGGUGUUUUGGAUUGGCGAUCACUUACGAGAGGUGGUUGCAUAUGGAGGUUUGACUGUAUUUUGAUGUUACUGUGUUAGGCCAAUGCAGGGGUUUCAAUAAGCCCUGAUGACUGACGAAACGCGUCAGCUACGUUGCUCAGAGAAGUCGGCUCCUUUUUCCUCCGAGGAAGAAACAACUAGUUUGAAUAAUGUGAUGGACAAAAAUAUAAUAAUUGUUCUUGCGGAAAUGUAUGUAACUUAGCAUAGUUAUCAUUUGUCCAUUGCUUGCAGGAGUUAAUUGUGUGGCUAAUAAAUCAGAAUUUGACUAAAACCCAAAUCUUCUUGAAUGGAAAACUUGCUCUUUUAUUGUCAGUUUAGUCCCCUAAAUGCUGGAAAUUGGUUAUUAGGGCUUUGCAAUUUUAAAAUUUUCGGAGGAAGCAUGCCCCCAGACACCCCUUGAAAACAUGGACUGUUGAUACAGUUGGUUACUCAAUUCAAAUCUGCUGGCUACUUCGAAUUUUAGUGAAACCCCUGCCAAUGCUAAGGGUCCAGGCAAGCUAGGAGUCUUGUAACUAAAUCGUAAACUAAGAUUAGAAAACUAUAGUAAGAGCUGCUUGUUCAGAAAGGACAAUCUGAAAUUCAACUCUUUAUCAAGCAUCAAAGGCUCCUUAUUUUGUAAGGAGUAGUGACUUGGAUAUUGACAAUUGAGUGAUGUAAACUUUGUUGUUUUAUCUUCUCAGUGUUUGGUAUUCUGCUUCAUGGCUGGUCAGAAAGGUAUUUCACCUUUUGAAAAUGGACAGGUUGUUUGGUGCUGUGAGGAGCAGAAUCUCACCUCUGUUCGAGUGGCUUAGGAAGCGCAGAGGAACACAACAAACGGCUGCUACGCAAGGACCAACCUAUGACUUACCCAAGAAUGGUAAUUGAGUGUACAUUAGUGAGGGCCUGGGAUGUGUUUUGUUAUUAGGCAAGAUUCUUGCAGUGCUGGCUACUGGCACAUUUUUACAACUACUUUGUACAUACAUGUAACAUAGAGAGGGAGGUUUUUGUGAAAUAUUCAUUUUGCUUUAUUCAAAUACAAAACUAAUCCCUACAGCAAAUCAGAGCUAAGCUCUUUAAGCACAUGGUAGCCCAUGCUGCCCUACCUUUGCUCUUGGUCGACUAAACAGUCUUAGCGUUUUUUAACAGAAAUCCUACUCUAGGCACCCUGGAUUUCACAGGUUUGGAGGAUUGGGCUCCCUUCAGUUUUUCUAAGAGAAGAGCCUUUCAUAUUAUGAUCACUUAAAGUGUCUUCCUUUUUACUAUUUUUUAUCCAGGGGAUGCUGCAAUAACACACAUGCUGCAAAAUAAGGAUAGUGACCCAUACAGGUUUGUGUGUAACAAGCAUUUGCCUCAGGGGAAGUGCAUGAAGUUUGUAUGGGUGUACAUUGAAACUUGUGUUAACCACAUGCCUCAACCUUCUAAUGCUAGUAUCUGGGUUAUAGCUACAUGUCUGCUAAAUUCUGUUUAGUUUUACAGAAAAUACAUAUGUGUAUGAGGGAAAAAAACAUUUAGGACUAAUAUUAUAUUUAUGUUUAGUUGUGUGUGCUGACGGUGAUACAGGGUGGCUUGUUUACAUGUUAAUGAAAACAUUAGCAAAAUGGUGUUUAUGUGCAUGAUUAGCAUAAGGCGGCAUCAAGGCAACAGCAUGACGAUAGACCUAUUCGGCUAACUCAAUGCUGUACCCAAUUCAAACCCUUUGGGAAUAAAACUUUUUGUUUCAGGAAUUUCCGUACAUUUAAAUGAGAAUGCCACAUUAUGAUGCAAAUACAAUACACAAAGAAUCUUAACCCCGGGAGAUUUGAAUUGGGUACAACAUUGAGUUAGCCAAACAGGUCUAUUGCAGGAGAAGAGGAGUUUCAUGAGAAGCUCAACUUUUUCUUGUGUUUAUACAUGUACUUGUGUUGUGUCAUUUACACAUAAUAAUGACAAUGACUAGUUACAUGUAAAUUCUUCCAUUCCUCCAUUUUCCCUCCCAUCCAUUCUUUCAUUGCCAUUGCCAGAAUAAAAAAGGUACAAUGAAAAGUGCAAAUAAUGAUUUUAUAGCAAUUGGUGGUUUGUAAUAUUGCAGUGUCCUUGGAGUACCUAGUGAUGCUUCAGAUGACGAUAUUAGAAGACAAUACAGGAAACUUGCUGUACUAAUACACCCGGACAAGGUAUGGGACACUUUCAUCAGUGGUCUUAACUAUUGUGGUAGAAUUAUACUACAUGUAUUUUAAAUGAUAGACUGAAAGCACAGUUUGGGAAAGGACAUCAUCAGCAACUCUUCUUGGACAAGUCAAGUCGUGGUAUAAAAGAAUUAUGGUUGGAGACAUGCCGGGUUGAGGAGAUCCUCAAUCAGAAAUCUAAGACCUUAUGGAAAAAAAUGAAACCUAAAGACACAAGCACACAAUAAUGAUAUGGCUUUGUGGGUGAUCAGAAAUGCUUCCCAGUUAUUGAGAUUGCCAAGCCUUUGCUUAAGUGUUGUGUUGCUAACACUGUUUUUCUACAACUGGGUGGUGACAGACCAUAAUUAUGUCACAGUGCUUCAAAGCUGAGGAAGAACUAAAUGGCAGUGAAUUGCAUGCUUCAAAUUCCUACUUUCAAAAUUUAUCCAACUUUUGAACAUGUCACCAUGCAACAGAACUACCAUGAAAAUUAAUGAUUACCAGCAGUGUUAAUGUUACUUUUUCACUUAGAACCCACAUGGUCAAGCUGAUGAAGCAUUCAAGAUUCUUGCCAAUGCUUUUGACAUUCUUAGUGAUGCAGUAAGUGCCCAAAACAAUACCUACAUGCAGAUUAAUUUUGUUUUGCUAGAAUAGAACAAAAGAAUAGGGAGGAGAAGUCAUUAUAUCACAUUGCCAUGGUAGCAAAAUUUUUGGAUGACAACAAACCGAAAAUUCUCUUAAAAAGUAAAUUCGCACUGUUUCAAACUUUAUCAAUCUUAUUCAAUUUCAUUUGAUUUGUCAAAUGUUGGUGAAAUUUUCUGGGUUGAAUCCAAAAGGACCGUAUCUAAGUUUAGAAAAAGGAAAAGAAAAAACUUUUGUGUUGUGUUCACCUACUCCGUAAAGCGGGCGCAUGAAAUUAGGAAGUUUCAUGUUGCAGUCGUGCAAUGAUGGCUAAAAAAUGUGCAAAAAAGCAUGAUGCACGUUCAAAGUGUUGUUGUUUUACUGAUAUAACCUUAUUGCUUUUUUUGUUGUUCUUGUUGCCGUCGCCGUUGUUGUUGCCUAAGAUCCCUUUUGUUGUCUUCCAAACAAUUUUGCUACCAUGGUAACGUGACGUCACACUUCUGUCCAUUAAAUAUUACAUAAAAAUACUGUGAAAGAGAGUGCAUUUAUUUCAGUCACAUUAUUUGAUUUCAUCCAUGCUUCAAAAGUUAAAACUGUGCACUAAAUUUAGGCAUCCUACUGAUGAACAGUUGGGACACGUAGAUGCAUUUUUUAGCAACUACUAUAAUUUGCAGUCUGUCUACUUUGAAUACGUUGCACCUUAUGAAAAAGUACUGCACCCAAUUAUUCAAAAGGUGGAUUUGUUGGAUGGAUAGCACCAUCCAACAUUUCAGCAUCCAAAGCCUGGUGAUGUUUUAUUUGAAUAGUCACAACCAUAGGAUUUUCUUGAUGGACACAUCAGUUGUGAUUACACACACUUUACUGGGUAUUGUUUGUUAACAUUACACUUGUAAUAAUUUACAAUGUAUGUUUAAAACAGGAUAAGCGCAGAGAUUAUGACAGAGAAAUGGCGUGGAAGAGGAGAGAGGAGGAAUGGGCAAGUGCCAGUAGAAAGGUGAUUUUAACCUUAACAACAGUAUCCCUUACUAUUCGCCAUUGUGGCACUGCCUAUAAUACACCUUAUUUCCCCUCCAACAUUUUGCAAAACUAUUGUUUCCAGUUUCUUGUGAGCGUGACAGUGAUCCUAACACAAACUGAAAACUAUGAUUAAGGGGAAUGCAAAAGUAGCAAUUCCCCCCUCCCCCCACCCCCAGAUGUGAUACCAGUCCAAUACAGCGCUGGAAAAGAGUUUACUACUGGCUCAAAUUCCCCCAGAAAACAGAGACAUCGGGUAAUUUUCAUGGUGCAGUUUAGUAACACUGUAAUAUAUUCCUUGUAGGAGGGAAGUUCUGGCCAUCCUACCAGUCCUGAACAAUUUUUUGCUGAUCUUGGAAAGAAGAUGCAAGAGGUAUGAUACUGUGAUAGAUCACGCAACUUUUCCAGGGGUAGAUUGAUCAAUAUGUUCCUGACAGUUAAGUUAGUAUAUUACGUAAAACUUAAGUUUGUCCAAAAUGUAUGAAUAUUUUGCACGUCCAGUGAAAAGAUUUUCAGUCAAUUGGUGAUGGGGGAAUUAUCCUUGUAAGGAUCAAGGAAGACAACUCCAGUGGCAAUAAUUACAGUGUGAAGCAAAUUUCUCUCGCGGCACAACCAAUCAGAAGCACUACCCAGAUCUGGGUAGUAACACGUCAUCAGUAUGGAAUUUUUGCACUCGUUUCUCAGACGUCAUUUCGUGAUAAAACCAGUGAUGGCGUCGAGAAAUGUCGACUGAUUUCCCAGAGUAUAAUUUUUUCUCUAGGGAUUGUCGAGCAAGCAAAAUACGCGAGCGUGCACCCCUGGAAAAUGAGGGACUGCUCAUAGUCUCACACGUAUUUCUUAACGGAGUGACGAAUAGAGCCUGUUCCAGGUGGUCAGAUAGUGAAUUAUGGCGCGAAGUCAGCGAGCGGGAAAAAAAUAAGGGAGAGGAGAGGGAGAGGGAGAGAGAAGGGAAUGCUCACUCCCUACCCCACCCCUUGGUGUUUUUCCUUUUCACAUCUCUUUGCACUGUCCCACAAUCUGAACGGCUGUGACAGGCUAUGACUAACGCGCAUGCUUCAUACACACAAGUCUCAGAUAUCUCUCUUUUUUAACGUAGAUGCAAAAUUAUUUACACUGUAAUCAGUGUGAUGGAAAACACCGACGCUACAGCACAGACCGGUUUGUUCUGACGGCGCGGUAUUGCAGUCGUUGUAACACAAGACAUGCUGCGAAAGAGGUAAGGAAUCACAAUGUUUCAGUAUCAACGAACAAAUUCUCCUUUCCAAGCUCUAUUCAUUUCUCAUACUGCUGAUAAGGAGAAGUUGUUUCUUAUCGGCUUGGUUUAAAUUUGGCGAUCAUUUCCUCAAUUUUGAUGACCUUGAUCGUCAUAAUCUAAUUUUAUUAUUUUGUCUUGGUUUUUUCCAGGGAGAUUUGUGGGCGGAAAGCAGUUUUCUUGGUUAUAAGAUUCACUUCUACGCUUGCAUGGAAGGUGAAGUCUAUGAUGUCACUGACUGGGCAGCGUGCCAGGUACAUCUAUACACUUAGCAGAAAUUCUCAGAUUUGUCUUCAUUGCACUCUGGGUAUCAGAGCUCUUUUCUCGAAUACGGUGGUAAGCUUCGGUGUCGGUCACAGGCCGACUCAUCUUAAGCCACGAGAAAAACUUGCGAAAUCGGAAAGCGCGCGUGAUAAUUCUCUGGCGCACAGAUUUUUAAUACCUACACUGGAUUGUCCUAAAAGUGCCAAAGGCGUGUUUUAGGGUGCGAGACAGUAGAAACGUCUUAUUUUGACCAUCUGAUGACUGCAAGUAAUCAUUCUGGGAAUGAUUCUUCGGAGCCUGUUAUUUUAACGAGGGAUUCUUUUUGUGGUCCUCUUAAAUGGUGUUCAAUCAAAAAUUACAGUUAUACAACACAACUGGGUACGGCAUCCUCGUUUUAGAGUUUCUCUUCGAUUCUUGCUCUGAACUGGCCAAUCACAACAGAGGCAAAGAAUCCGUUGGACCAAUCAGAAUUUCAAACGUUUAGCGCGGGAAAAAACGCGGGCGAGCAAUUUACGAUUGGUUGGUUUCUUAUUGGUUAAAAGUGGCGGGAAAUCAAAGCAAACGCGAAAUUUCCUUUUGAAACAAUUCUGAAAACUAAGUGCUUAAGGAAAGAUCUGUUGUUUGCAGGGUCUCGGCAAUUAUCGAUUGGAGGCCAAUCCUCAUACGGUUCACCUAAAACUCAAGACUCGACAAUCCUCUCCUGGCGGCUUUAACUCAAGGUAGGUUCGUUUAUCUUAUAUGUAAAUUGCUCUUUAGAGGGUUUCAAUUGGAUGGUGGCAUUUACGGUUAAUGUUUAGUAUUUUUCGCAUUUCUACGGCUAAAGGUUAAUUUCAGUCUCACCGUUACGGUUAACAGACAUCUGAAGGACAAAAAAGUUGUUUUGAAAAAAAGUCAAAAGUUUUUUUUGGUCUAGGCUUCUAAGAGCCUUUUCAAAACGGUAAACACAGGUUGAAAUAGUGUCCAUCAGCCACGAGUUCAUUCAUUUUUUUUCAAGCGCUAUUGAAACUUUCUCCUUGACUAGUGGCCUUAAAAUCUUUUACGGUUAACUUUCUUUUACGACUAGAGGAGGCGUGUGGUGCCGAGCGGUUAACACCUCGAACUCCGGAUCUGGGGGUCCAGGGUUCAAGCCUCGCCCGUCGCGUUGUUUCCUUAGACAAGGAACUUCACUCCACUUUGUCCCUCUUCACCAAGGUGAAUAAAUGGGUACCGGCGACAUACUGCAUGGGGGGUAACCCUGCGAUGGACUAGCAUCCCAUCCAGCGGGGAGUAGCAAUACUCCUAGGCAUGCUUAAUGCUAAGGAAACCGGGAUAAACUUCGACCGUUUGGGCCUUUGGCUUGUGUGUGCCCUUACCUUUUUUUUUCCCUUCUUAUUACGACUAACGAUUAAACAAUUUCGUUUCUUACGUCUAACGACUAAAAUUUUUACUCUUUUACGGCCGACUGUUGACGCUACUGUGACCCUCUGUUAGUCUCUAGCAUUCAUUUGUUGUGUAAGAACAUGAAACUCAAAGCUUCCCCAAAUUCUACCCAUUUUUUGUUGUAUUAUUCUCCAUCUAUUCAGAUUUUACCUUGUAAAAUGGUUUUUGUUUGCUGCUUUUUUACAGGUCAGAAGAAGAAGAUUUUGAAAAUUUCAUGCGUGCAUUUUUCGGUCAGUUUAACCCGCCUAGGGAAGAACGAAACCAAGGAUCAAAUAAGCAGCCCAAGAAACGCAAGAGAAAGAAGCGCUAACUAACAGCUGAUAGGUCCUACAUAGACCGCUUGUGUUGUGUAAAAGCCGUCAGAGCUAACGUGUGACCUUUUUUGUGCUAAGGGUUUCUGAUCGUAUAUUCUUCUUCGAAGUAGUCUUCGGUUGAGUAAGGGUCCACAGACUCAAAAGUUAGUACCACCUUGUACCGUAUAAUAAGCAAUACCACGGGAAAGUGAUGCUCAGUAGCUGCUCCUUGUUGGUCACUGUUAGGUUUAGGUUUCUAAGAGUGGUAAUACUGCAGGAUUCUUGGGUUAGAACUACCUUGAAGAGUACGAUAAUUAGACUCCUGGACGAAAAACUACAGUGUAACCAUUCAAGUGAUCAUUUUCCAGAGGGUUAAGUUUUCUUUUCUCGCUCUUCAUAAGGGAAGGGCUUGUUUAACCUUAAGUUAGACAAUGAGCAGUUUUCUCGAUCUUCGUUCUUCCCUUUUUUUUCUUUUUUUCGAAAAAGAAAAAGGCCACGCGCGCGACUGCAGCUGACACCCUCGCUGCUCGCGUGCGUACCACCCCGACCAACUUCGAAGAGAGUAAGGGAUAGAAAAAAAUGAAAAAGAAAAAAAAAAAAACUGCUUUAUAUCAAAAUUCAAUUGGUAACCUGUAGGGUUACAGUUCAUAAAAAAACAUUUAGUGUUGUGAAAAAAGAAACCGUGCUAAGGAUUGGUAGAUUACAAAUAUCAAGUGAAGACUCUUGUUCAGUCUGUUUGGGGGUUGAUUAGGGAAUAUAUCUUUAAGAAUGUCAGCCGAUAUAAUAUUAAGUGCAUACGUGGUGAGGUUUAUAUAGAAUU